UCGUGAUGAAUUGAUAAGUUAUGUGAGCCCUUCCUUGAACCUUUGUGGAAAUUAUCAGGAAAUGAUAAAAACAAUGAACUGAAAAAUUUAUUCUGCUACAAGUAAUAAAGUAAUCAUAAUGUGGAUUCCAUUGAAGACUCCAAAACUCGGAGUCGCUGUCUACAACUGGAAGGGAGAUGUAAAGGCUGGAUUACCUCUAGAAAUUGGAGAAACAGUACAAAUUUUAGAAGAAAAUGGAGGAUGGCAUAGGGGAUUCAGUACAAAGAACAGAUCUGCAUGGGGUAUAUUUCCUGCUUGUGUGGUGACUCUCAGGCCCUGUACAAUCAAAGGGUCGGGCUCUUCAUGUAUUGCCGAGCUAAAAGAUGACCCUCUUGUAAGAGAGAUAGCAUGUGUGCUAAGAGAGUGGGCCCGGUUGUGGAAGAAACUCUAUGUUGAGCGUGAAACAUACAGAUUUAGUGCAGUGGCAAAAGUUAUGCGCGAGUUGCUGAGCGGAAGGCGUGCCCUACUAACAGGCACCCUAACCCAAGACCAAACUAGGGCAUUAAGGCUGAAGCUUGUUGAGAAACUUGACUGGGGGAAUAGAAAAUUGGCACUUGAACUGGUGCCGAGACGAGGCGCUGAGGCAGUCGACCCUGAAGAUAUUAGUCUGGUGGAGCUGUACAGAGUCCACGUGGAGAGUGCCGAAAGAGCUGCAGCAUGGAGAGGCACACUGCGUCGCGCCGGCGGCUCUGGAAGUAUCAACUCUGGCAGUCUCACGAACGCCAUACAAACGCCGACGGUUCAGUCUCACUACCUGAUGUGCAGCAUGAGAGACUUCGGCCACACGGCCGGCGGUGACGAGGCGGAACUACUGCUGUGGCUUCACGACGCCAGGAGAGCGCAGCCACUCUCCGAGCGGUUCAGGGUCAGAAUAGCGAGGGACGGCUUCUCCAACUACAUUGAUAGGUUGCAUGCGAACAGUACUCUUUUUGCGGAUCUAUCUGCGACGGAUCUGUCAAGAGAACUAUGGCUGGUGGCGUGGGUAAUACGUGUGGGUCGUUGGUCUGGUGGCGGCAAUAGUGGGAGUGGCACGGGAGAACGAAGAGGUCCAGUUGCAAGAAGGCCUCUGGGUGCCGGAGUGUUGCCGGUAGCGGAUUUCCUUAGACAGAACGAUCAACAAACAAUGGAAAAGGAGUAUACCUUCAAGGUUUACCAGUGUGAAGAGAAAGAUUUCCAUCAACUACACGACAUGUUGAUACGCAAGCAAACCAAUAAGUGUAACAUUUUGCCAGGCCAACCUAAUUAUGGAAUCGUAGUUGCCCUAAAGCUUCUAACAAACAGUGGCAGUAUUUCGGAGGCAGUAGCUUCCGGAGCUACGGUGACGGCUAAACGUGGCUUUCCUGACGUCAUCAUGCCUGGUGACGUCAGAAACGACCUCUACUUGACACUGGAACGGGCAGAGUUUGAGCGGGGCGGCAAGAGUACCGCAAAGAAUGUUCUAGCAACAGUUACCGUGCACGAUGGAAGCGGGCAAGCUAUUAAUGAUUGCGUGUGGGGCGCGAGUGGAGCGGGCGCCACGUCGUACGAGUCGCUGGUGUUGUACCACAACAACAGCCCCGCGUGGGGCGAACAGCUGCGACUCACUGUGCCGCUUGACACCUUCACACACGCUCACGUGCGCAUCGAGUUCCGACACUGCUCCACUCGAGAUAAGAACGAGAGGAAACUCUUCGGUUUUGCGUUCGCUCGUCUCAUGGAGCCGAGCGGCGCGACGCUCAGAGACGGUGCGCACGAGUUAUACGUGUACAAAUGUGACGACUCUAGCAAAUUGACAUCGGGUAGUUAUCUCUCUCUGCCGUCUUGCGCGACGGAUGUCGUUCGGACACCGCCAAGUAAUGGUCUCGUGGCGUCAUUUCCCAGAAGUACUAAAGAGAAUUGUACGAUAAGUACACUUUUGUGUUCUACUAAGCUUACACAAAAUGAGGACCUAUUGGCAUUGCUACAAUGGCGGGCCCACCCAGAGAAAGUACAAGAAACACUUCUGAGAGUGCUUCGAUUGGGCGACGGACUGAGCUGCGAAGAACUCAUCAAAUUCCUUAGAGACGUACUCGACGCACUGUUCGCUUUGUUCUCCACUGAAGAUGGCAAUAGCACGCCACAUUCGGGAACUGUAUUCCUCGUGCUAGUUUCCAUUUGCAGCCUACUUGAUGAGCCUCGAUUCCAACAUUUCAGACCAGUGUUAGAUGUUUAUAUUGAGGAACAUUUUUCCGCUGCGUUGGUUUAUAAAGGUUUGCUAUCAUCGGUCCAGCACUGUGCUGAGUGGGCAGCUGGUGCAGAAGGCCAGGAGCCAAUAAGGAAAUGUUUGCGAUCGCUGGGUGCGGUAUUCCGCCUGGCCGUGCGCUCGCGGUGUCUGUUCGCACGUGCCACGGGCGGUCAGUACGAAGACAGCUUCAGAAGAGACGUCCGGGCAGCACUGCACGCACUGAAAGCUUUAGCGCAACAUCCGCAUAGAGAACACCUGGCGCCGGCGCAAAGUGUGAUAAAGGUGGCGCUGAUGACGUCCUGGGCGAGCGUGGCCAGCGAGGUGUCGUCGGCCCUGGGCGCGGCGGAAGCUGCCCGCGUGUCGGCCGCCAUGUUGGACGCGUUCGCGGCUGGCAUUGGAUGGUGCUUCGCGUGCAGAGCUGUAAAGUUCUACUGUCAGCGUUACAGGACUUGGCGAAACCUCUUCUAG
This is a messenger RNA of Leptidea sinapis, 2710 nucleotides long. It is a transcript of the gene spg, whose product is annotated as dedicator of cytokinesis protein 3. Gene Ontology annotation, cellular component: cytoplasm; plasma membrane. The coding region runs from base 119 to 2710 and encodes 863 amino acids. Gene Ontology annotation, biological process: small GTPase-mediated signal transduction. Gene Ontology annotation, molecular function: small GTPase binding; guanyl-nucleotide exchange factor activity. The transcript is spliced from 18 exons. The record is from RefSeq and is a predicted model, not a curated record. Lineage: Eukaryota; Metazoa; Arthropoda; Insecta; Lepidoptera; Pieridae.